This is a messenger RNA of Sphaeramia orbicularis (orbiculate cardinalfish), 939 nucleotides long. Its product is annotated as olfactory receptor 52K2-like. NCBI's taxonomy places the organism in Eukaryota, Metazoa, Chordata, Actinopteri, Kurtiformes, Apogonidae. Gene Ontology annotation, molecular function: olfactory receptor activity; odorant binding; G protein-coupled receptor activity. The record is from RefSeq and is a predicted model, not a curated record. The transcript has a single exon. Gene Ontology annotation, biological process: G protein-coupled receptor signaling pathway; detection of chemical stimulus involved in sensory perception of smell. The coding region runs from base 1 to 939 and encodes 312 amino acids. Gene Ontology annotation, cellular component: membrane.
AUGGAUAACCUCUACAAUGCAUCAUCAUAUUUAACAAUGCAAAGCUAUAAUCUCUCCGGUGAAAGUGUGUUUCCUGCUUUUCUUUUUGCAUGUCUAGGCUAUAUGAUUAUACUUUUUUGCAACCUCGUGCUAAUCCUCACCAUCAUUCUGAACAAAUGUCUGCAUCAGCCCAUGUACUUACUUCUAGUCAAUCUUCCUAUUAAUGACCUAAUAGGUUCUUCAGGGUUUUUUAUUCAAACUAUUAAACAGCUACUGACAAACAACAGGACCAUACACUACCCAGCAUGCAUUGCUCAGGCUUUUGUCAUUCACAUUUAUGGUGCAGGUGCUGUGUUUAUUCUGACUGCCAUGGCAUACGACAGAUACAUUGCAAUAUGUUUCCCUCUGAAGUACAACACUGUUAUGACUAAUGCCCAUGUCAUGAGGAUAAUCACACUUGUGUGGUUGAGCUGUUUUGUUACAAUGGGCUUGCUUUUUGCUCUGCUUUUACGUUUUCCCCACUGCCGAUCAGAAAUCACAAACCCCUACUGUGAUAAUCCGUCUCUGUUGGCUCUGGUCUGUGAAGACAAAAGCAUCAACAACAUUUACGGCCUUCUUAUUUCUGCUUUGUCGCAAGUAGUGGCUAAUGGGCUGAUUCUGUACACGUAUCUUCGCAUCCUAAUCGCAUGUUUCAGAUCCAAACACUCAGAUACAAGAGUUAAAGCUCUGCAGACGUGUGCCACGCAUCUAACCAUUUUCCUCCUGUUCGAGUGUUUGGGUCUUUUCACUAUAAUAUCCUACAGAAUACAGAGAGCUUCACCACAUUUAAGAAGAUUCAUGGGGGUGGCGACUUUAAUAUUCCCCCCAACACUGAAUCCAAUCAUUUAUGGGCUGAAAACGAAAGAAAUAAGGGAUAAAAUCAUUCAGUUUUUUAGGAAUAAAAUUAAUCACUUUCAGUAG